This is a messenger RNA of Stylonychia lemnae, 585 nucleotides long. The record is from the annotation of a GenBank genome assembly. Lineage: Eukaryota; Ciliophora; Spirotrichea; Sporadotrichida; Oxytrichidae.
AUGAGAUCCCUACUAGUAGUAUUUUGCCUUGUUGCCAUUUUGUUCUCAGUUGAGGCAAAGAAAUUGAGCCUUCCAAAAGUGAAUUUCGGCAAACAACAUGUCAAAGGUGCCUCAGACAUAGUAUUCUAAGCUUACUCACUUGUUUAAAUGCCAAUCAAAAUUAUAGCCUGCACUUAUGUCAUCCCACAAUUGGUUGGUACAAUGAAUCUUUCAGUUACAGCCCCAAAAACUCUAAAAAGUGAAACCAAGGUCGGAUCACAUAGAUUCUAGCAUACUCAAUCAACUUAAAACUAAUAGAAGAGAGAGUCAAUUAUAGAUCUUGCUCCUUUAGUAGAUACCAAGAUUAGAGUCAAAUUCGUUGGUGGAAGAGAAAUUGUCGGAGUAUUAAAAGGAGCUGAUCCUAUUUGUAAUAUGGUAUUGGAUGAUACCAUAGAAUUCUUAAGAGACGCAAAGGAUCAAUAUAAUUUAACAGAACAAACAAGAGAAUUAGGAUUUUUAGUAGCUAGAGGUACUACAGUAUUAUCAAUCUGCAGUGAAGAAGGGGCCUAGACCAAUAUUGAAAAUCCAUACGCAGUUUAAGAAUGA